GCAUGUUUAUUCACACUUCCUGUUCCGGAAUUUGGAAAACUGCACGGCAGGAGCGGGGGAAAAGUACAACAGUGCACAGUGGACCCAUAGGACAGUGAAUCGCAAAGACUCUUCGGGACCUACCCAACUACUUUUGGUGGAAAGAUGUUCUAGUGAUCUGGGUAUGAAAAGCUGGGCCUUUGUCGUCGGCUCUGGGUGACAUGAAAUGCGGCUACUGUCGCUACCCCGUGCCGACUCUACGACCAUGGCCUCGCCACUGCCCCCCUGCACAGCUGUCAGAUACUCUGCCCUGGCAAUCGUCGCUCUUCUCCUGCUCUCGGCGACUGCUGUGAAGGCCUCCCAAGGCGACAAGGAGCCAGUUUACCAAGGCUGUGUCACGCAAUGUGUUCGGACCAACUGCACCGGAGCUCGGCUCAGAGGUUUUCAGUCUACACAGCCGCCUUACAUGGCGCUGACAGGCUGGACGUGUCGUGAUGACUGCCGGUACCAGUGCAUGUGGCAAACGGUGGGACUGUACCAGGCUGAAGGCUACAGCAUCCCACAGUUCCAUGGAAAGUGGCCAUUUGCUCGGUUCCUGUGCUUCGAGGAGCCGGCGUCUGCUCUGGCCUCUCUGCUCAACGGCCUGGCCUGCCUUCUGAUGCUGCUGCGCUACCGCAGCUCUGUCCCACGCCAGAGCCCCAUGUACUACACCAUCACCGCCUUCUCUCUGGUUUCUCUCAAUGCUUGGUUCUGGUCCACAGUGUUCCACACUCGGGACACCUAUCUCACUGAGAAAAUGGACUACUUCUGCGCAUCUGCUGUCAUCCUCUACUCUAUCUACCUAUGCUGUGUGAGGACGUUGGGGCUGAAGAAGCCGGGGGUGUCCAGCAUGGUAGGGGUCCUGCUCAUCCUGGCCUUCACCUCCCACGUGUCUUACCUGACCUUCGUUAGCUUCGACUACGGUUACAACAUGGCUGCCAACGCCACCAUAGGCAUAGUGAACCUGCUGUGGUGGCUGUGCUGGUGCUGGCAGAACCGGCGUACACUGCCCUACUGGUGGAAGUGUGGCUUGGUGGUGGUGCUGCUCCAUGGCCUGGCCCUGCUGGAGCUGCUUGACUUCCCGCCACUGUUUUGGGUCCUGGAUGCCCAUGCAGUCUGGCACCUCAGCACUGUGCCGGUGCACUUCCUCUUUUACAGUUUCUUGAUAGACGACAGUCUCCAUCUACUCAACACAGAGAAGACUGGUGUGAAACUGGAGUAGCAGGAGCUCAUCACCACUUCACCCUGCCUCUUUCCUCACUCACCAAUCAAGGCAGCCGUGCACCAGAAUGGGGUGGAGCUCAGUCGCAAUGGCUACCUGCAUGGCACCUGUGCAUCCAUGAAUUCCAUCAAAGUAUAUACUUUUUUUGUUGAUUUUAUUUCAUGUUUUUUGGGGGGUUGAUGAAAUUAUUUCAAAUAAUAAUUUUUCACAUGAGAUUUUUCUUGACUUGAUGUUUGCAUUCAGUAAGCUUUGCCUUGUAUAGAGUGAGAAAUAAGGCCCCUUUGUCAUUAAACUUGAUCUAAAUAUUAAUAGAAUACUGGACAUUUUACACAGUAGACCAGAUGCACAUUGGGUAUCCACCGGCACGCAUGCAUAUCGAUUUGAUCAAAGUCCUCUACAGAAUAGGCUUCGUAGGCUUGAAGUUAGCCCCAUAACAGACACGGAAUGCAUUAGCUGUCAAAAUCGGGCAGUCCUUUGAAAGUGAUCGAAAACGGGGCCUUAAUCCCUGGGUCAUGUUCAAUAGGCACGAAAUGGAAGAAAGUGGUCUGAAACGAAGAGGUUCCAUCUGAACUCGUCCAAUGAGAAAUGGUGUGCCCUAAUAAACGCAACCCUCUUGUACAUGAGGGCAUGGUUUGAGUUUACAUUAUAGAAACUGCAGCUGCAUGUGCCCAAGUCCAUCUGUGCCAAAAGUGUCCCGACAUACAGAGUGAGAGAGGUGCCCCCUGUCAGGGUGGGGAUGCCAGCGGAUUGUUCUGGAGUGGGGGGAAGGGGACCAGGGAGCAUGUUUGGAGGCCAUUCCAGCUGACUAUUUUUUUUUUUUUUUCGCCAUUACCUUGAUUUUUGCGCCUAUGCUAUUUCCAUUGCUGCUUCUUUUAUUUGAUAUUCUUUUAAAUGGAUUUUCAAAUUAGAUUUUGUAUUUGUUGCCAUUUAAGAUUUAUUUGACAUUGUUGUGUUGAUAGUUUUUCUCGGUUAUGACCACUUGUGGUUUUGUUUUAGGUUAUCAUGUAAUGGAAGUCUUAUUUUUAUUCACCUUGAUUGCCUUUCUGUGUGAGGAAAAGGAGAGAUGGGAGUGGGACAAUAGGAUAGAAGUAUAGAGUUGUGGACAGGGGGAGUGUACUGUGCAGUUAACCUAUUGUACUUAACAAAAGUGAGGGUCAGACACAGGGGUGACCAAUAACACCUGGUUUAGUGUGUGUGUGUGCCCUGCCCCCAAUUUUGGAUGUGUUUGGAUGCAUUGCACCCAUGGUCUCAAUAUCACACACUACUCGAUGCUGAGAUGCUACCACAGCACUCUGGAGAAUGUGUUCUCUCCACUUUUGCCUUACAUGUAACACCCUGCCUUGUCAAUUUGUUGUUUGUGUACGUACAUUACACUAUCUGUAUGCUUGGUAACUUAUUACCAUUUCCUUUGCCACAUUUAACCAUCUGCCUUUCCUAUGUUGCUCUCUAGAACUAAACAUUGGCAACUAAAUUGUAAUAGCUUGAAUUCAUACAAAGUAUAACUUUAUUUCCGUUUGUUUGCUGUGCCAUAGUUAUGUGCACUGUGUGUGUGUGUGUAUGUGUGCACUGCAUGCAUGUAACCAUGUGUGUACAUUUUAAAUUCUGUCCAUGCCUUUGUUGUAUGUGAGCAUGUGAACAAUGAAGAGUAUGUGUUGCUCGUGUUUCUCCUCAAGGUUCUGUUAUUACUGCGGAUGACCAUCAUGAACUGUCUCAACUUGUGUGUGUGUGGGUGAGAGAGCGCACGUGGGGGUGUGUGUGAUAACACUACCCCUGAAGUAGACCCCCAAUGCGUCAGCUAUGUGAGUGUGUGUAUGUGUGUGAGGGUCGCUGUAUGAAAGCAUGGCUGACCGUGUGUGUGUGUAUAUAUAUAUAUAUAUAGCUUCACUGAAAGCCAGAGGGGGGAGAGAUGGCGUGAUAUGUGGGGGAAGAAGGCUACAGGAAAAUCAGGAAUAGUGACAGAGAGGACCUAGAUUAAAAAGUUUUGUUCUGAAUCA
Molecule: messenger RNA, 3234 nt
Organism: Coregonus clupeaformis (lake whitefish)
Lineage: Eukaryota; Metazoa; Chordata; Actinopteri; Salmoniformes; Salmonidae
Gene: pgap3
Product: post-GPI attachment to proteins phospholipase 3
Exons: 8
Coding region: 206-1240 (344 amino acids)
Biological process (GO): GPI anchor biosynthetic process
Cellular component (GO): endoplasmic reticulum membrane
Molecular function (GO): hydrolase activity, acting on ester bonds
Source: RefSeq, a predicted model, not a curated record